Molecule: messenger RNA, 528 nt
Organism: Nicotiana tabacum (common tobacco)
Lineage: Eukaryota; Viridiplantae; Streptophyta; Magnoliopsida; Solanales; Solanaceae
Product: protein HEADING DATE 3A-like
Source: RefSeq, a predicted model, not a curated record
AUGUCAAGAGUAAGAAAUACAUUAGUUCUUGGUAGAGUAAUUGGAGAUGUUUUGGAUUCAUUUACCAGGUCUGUUAGCCUAAGAGUGUUUUACAACAGUAGAGAAGUUAUUAAUGGCUCUGACUUUAGGCCUUCUUAUGUUACCCACCAGCCUAGGGUUGAGAUUGGAGGGGUUGAUCUUGGCACCUUUUACACUCGGGUUAUGGUGGAUCCUGACGCUCCAACCCCGAGCGACCCAAACUUGAGAGAGUAUCUACACUGGUUGGUAACUGAUAUUCCAGCAACUACAGGAGUAAGUUUUGGAAAUGAAGCGGUAUCCUAUGAGAGCCCAAGGCCUACAAUGGGAAUACAUCGAAUUGUUUUCGUGCUAUUUCUGCAAUUGCAUCCAGAGAAUAAUGUCUAUGCUCCUCAAAGUCGUCAGAAUUUCAACACAAGAGAUUUUGCAGAGCUUUAUGGAGUUGGAUUACCUGUUGCUGCAGUUUACUUUAAUGACCAAAGGGAAAAUGGCACUGGUGGCCGUCGACUAUAA